Molecule: messenger RNA, 3247 nt
Organism: Phymastichus coffea
Lineage: Eukaryota; Metazoa; Arthropoda; Insecta; Hymenoptera; Eulophidae
Exons: 2
Coding region: 111-2822 (903 amino acids)
Source: RefSeq, a predicted model, not a curated record
UGAUAACAGCGUGACCCGAUGACGACUCCAAUAUAGACACUAGCCACGACAGCGAAGAAAACAUCUGCGUUGCCCGACUGGAAGUUCAGUUCUGCUAAGCUGUAGCCAAGAUGAAGGAGCAGUGGAAGAAGCUUGAUAACGACGUUAAGCUUUUGGUAGACGUGGAGGAAGGCAAUAAGCAGCCAAUCAAAAUCAACAUACCGCUGUCAGCUUUAAAACCUCCGGGUGACGAAUUUUACUGCAACAAGUUGCUCACGGUGCUAAGGGUAUGCGUACUUUUGGCCUUGUUGAUAUUAUUAGGAUGGACAGCAACAACUCUAUACUGUAAUUACUACGAUAAAGCUAUUCCACUGGGCGAGGAGAAUUUGGAGAAUAAAUUUGCUUUUCAGAGAUUAGUUUAUAAGAAUAAAGAUGUCUUUGAGGUGGACAAUCAAUUCGAAAAAUCGGAUUCUGAGGCUGAAGUAUUUAGGGAUUCGACGAAAAAAGUUCUAGAUCAGAUAGCUGUGGAAAUGAAAGGUUUCAAUCAAAGACUUGAUCAAUUGAAAGAAAAAAAACAGCCAAUUAUAGAAAUCAAGACGGUACCGGAUGAUGUAAAAUUAAUUGAGGAUGAGCUCGUUACUUCUGAGCGUUCUGAUCAAACACUAGAUUCGUUAUUCGAUGAAUUAGCUAAAGAGGUAGGUCUUGCAGAUAAUCAACUACCUAAUAAAGUUUACAUAGAGAAUAAUCCAGAACUAGCUACUAUUAUAAUCACUGAGCCACAAGAUGGAGAUUUUAAUAGCUUACAAAACGAUUUUGACCAGUUUAAAUUGGGUCCUCUUCUUGAAAAUUUAGAUGUUAAACAAAUUAUAACAGCAAGUAUACCUACAAACAUUGGUGAAAGAUCUGAAAAGUCUGGCUAUCAAACCAAAUUAUUCCGUGAUUUUUCAUAUGAACCUUCCCAACUCUUUAAUGAGUUUUCGAAAGAUAAAUUAAAUGCUGAAUCCGAACUUAAUGCUAUGAUCAGGAAUAGAGAUAUUGUAGAAAAUGAUAACACAAAUGACGAGAUCCAGAAGGCAUUUUCCAAUAUAUUAGCUGAAAUUGCAGCAGAAGCGGUUGCCAAUGACGAUGAGAGUAAUAAAAAAGAUCAAGAAGUGGAUCAAGCUAUACAAGCGAUGAUAAACAAAAUAGAUACAAGUAAUCUGGACAGUGACAGUGAACAGAAGGAAGAAAAAGAGGAUAAGGUUGAUGAUGGUGUAAUAGAAGAACUAAAUGAAAAUGUGGAGGAAAGUUUUAUGGAUGGUUUAGUGAACGGUUUUGUUGACACUUUGUUUGGAGAUUUAACAGAGGAGGAUGCAAAAGAAGAUGAUUUACUUGAAAAUUCCAAUAAUGGAAACGUUGAAGAAAGUCAAAAUGAAGAUAGAGUUGAAAAAGAAAUGAUUGAACAACGUGAGCAAGAUGAAAUAAUCAGACGGAUUAUUAGUGAAUCACUUGUAGAUAUGGUAAUUCAUGAUAUGACUGAAGAUGAAUCUAAGAUGGAAAAUAAAUCUAAUGAAGAUGGAUCUAAAUCAUCCCUGUUUGAGGAACUUGUCAAGCUUAUGGUAAAUGAUAAUGAGAACAAGAAAGAUAAUGCUUCAACUAUUUCAGAAGAAAAGAAUGAAUACAUUCCACCAACUACUGACUACAUCUCUGUGCAAAUUACUCAUUCUGAUCCAAGAUUUUCCAGAAUUUUUAAUGAAGAAACAGCAAGCGAUUUUCAUCAGUUUUUUUCAUCGAAUGACUAUAUUGAAGAGCCCAUCACAUUUUCGGAAAACAACGAAAUGAAUAUUAGCGAGCAAGCCUCGAUUCAGGAAGAUUUAUCAACACAAAAAACUUUUAUCGAUAUGGUACCAAGCGUUGAAUAUGUAAAAAAAAUUGAAGAGAAUCCUUUUAUUCCCAGGGUAGCCAAAAUGCUUGAACCACUUGUUGGACAAAAUCAUGAGCUGUUGACCUGGUAUUACACUCAGAAAGAUCUUCCAUAUUUUCUCAGAGGUGCUGACAAGUGGAAAAUCUUUGGUGCCAAGUUACUGUACGACUCAAACAUCAAAGAUUAUCCUGCCGAUGCAACGAUCGUUUCCGGACUUACUUUCGAGAAGGUAUACGGUGGCGCUGAAUAUCCAAGUAACAGCGAGGAAAUUAAAUCUGACUUGCAGCAGGAAAUUAUCAACAGAUUGAUACUCAAGUCAUACCUGAACAAAAUGCUGUUGGAAGGCAACGCGGACGCUGAAACUCUUUCAGAGGUCAUUGAGCAAUACAAUAUGGAGAAGCUCAAGGAGCUUAACAUUGAUCUUCAACAGCUGACAUAUGUAGGUGAUUUUUUUGAACUUGAUAGCAAAUACAACGAUGGUCUUACAAUUCCAAUUGUUCAAUUUGAUCCAUUUGUGGAUGAAUCAAGGGAGGCUAACGAACAACGAGCUAAAGUCAUCAAAGCUUUUGAAAUGACAAGGAAUUCGGAAGACAACAAACUUCGCAAUGGUUUUUUUGAUUCAAUAAGUUCAGAAAGGUCAGAACAAGAGCAGCAGUCCGAGUUAUCAUCAACCGUUAUAGCCGAAGAUGCCAAAGAAAAUUCAAAGGAUUCAAGACAACUAUUUGAAUUUGCAACGAGUGAAGCAUUGCCAGAAACUUCUGAGACUUUAAAUCAUUCAAAUGAUUAUGUGAGCGAUGAAUCGUCAGAAACUUUCAGGGGCUCGUUUGAUCGGCAAGUUGGAAAAAGCGACGAGUCGUCAGAAACUUUCGAUGAUUGGUUAACCGAAUUUGUACCAAAAGAUGGCCUGUUCAGAUUUCGUAGAUCACUAGAUUCUGCGUAAAUGGAAUGAAUUAGUAAAGACGCAAAUUUUACAAUAAUUGAAAAAAGUUGAUCGAAUUAUAAAAGAAACAAUCAUCCUGGUUGUGAAUUGUAGUUAACCAAUUCCUGCUAUCUCAAGAAAUAAGUUUUUACUAUUUAUUAUUCUAAAAAUACAGUUUUCGAUUCUAUUGAAUGUUUUUUUUCAAACAAAUGAACAAUCCAGAAUAAUAAACUAUCGACUAUUAUUACAAUAAAGCUGUACUAUGGAUCAAUUAAUGUAAAACACAGAAGAGCUUGAUUUGAAUUACUUCUUGUAAAAUAAUAAUUUAUUUAAAAGAUGUUAAGCUGCGUUAUUGCAGUGUAAUGGGAAGUUUGUUGCUAGUACUCUGCAUUGUAAUGUGAUCUGUUAAUAACAUUGUUGUAUUUAUAUUUUAAUAAAAAUUCAUU